Hyla sarda is the source of this 2791-nucleotide messenger RNA. Its product is annotated as germ cell nuclear acidic protein-like. NCBI's taxonomy places the organism in Eukaryota, Metazoa, Chordata, Amphibia, Anura, Hylidae. The record is from RefSeq and is a predicted model, not a curated record. Gene Ontology annotation, cellular component: nucleus. The transcript is spliced from 12 exons. The coding region runs from base 348 to 2090 and encodes 580 amino acids.
GUGCGCUUAGCACUAGCUGGGCAAAAGCAGCAGAAGGAGCAAAAAUGUUCUGCCAUCGAUUACUGCUGUCUGUACGUGACGUCAUUUUUCAAAGCAUUGCGUUCGCGCGCAGUAGGAUUAACAGCGUCAUCAGAUGUGACGUAAACAAUUGUUCUGAUUGGUCCAAUGAUCUGACACAGCCCCGCUUACAAACUACUGCAGUUUCCUGUUUGCAGACUUUGAAUUCCCCGGAAGUAAUACUAUUCCCAAGUCGCGCAUUGGCUGGAAGUAUUUCCGGGGCCGUGUCAGCGCUCGUCCGCGGGUAGUUUAAAUCAUUGUUUAUCCCGUUGACGCAUCUAUCUCGGGUCAUGGCCGCGGAAUCCCGGAGCCUCCUGGAAAGGAUCUCUGGCCGGCUGGCGGGGACUGAGCCUUCUCGGACAAGGCAAAAGUCUGCUCCGCAGCUCCUGACUCCAGAGGGUGAUCUCAGUCCCCAGCUGCCAUCUUGUGCACAGGAGUUACUCUUGACCGAUUCAGAGGAAGACACUUCACCAAAGAAACUGUCACAGGAAAGCCAAAGUGCCAGACAGUCAGAUCCCAAAUGUACUCUGACAAGUAAUCUGUCCAAUGCUGUGGAAGAGAAGCCAAGGACUUGUGUGGUGAUAACUGAUUCCAGUGAUGAAGAGUUUGAAAAAUUUUUGACGCAAUUGAAGACACCAAAAACCUUAUCAAAGAAAGUUUUGGAUAAACAAAGCAACAGUUUGAAUGAUUUCCUUGUUGAAUCAGAUGAUGACUACUUUGAUUCAGUAUUUUCAAAACGUGAAAAAACAUCAAAAACAAAAAAUGGAAUAAAGAUGUCUGAUACAGGAUCAGAGAGACCUCAGACAAAAAUGUCCUCAAUGCGGUGGGAUUCUCCAGUGUUUAUAAGUGACAGUGAUGAUAAUGAUUCCAUAGUAAUUAAAAGUACGUGGCGAGACAGACCUAGGCCAAAUCAUAACCUAAAAGCUAAGUCAAAGUCUGUCACAACAAAUGGUAAAGAAAAUACUCCUGAAACAAACAGCGUCGAUAUUCAAGCCAUAGUAGAAUGGACAUCUGGGCCGCAGCCCAAGUUCUGUACUCCUGGGAGCUCAGAUGAGGAAUUUGAAUCUCUAAUGGACCGCAUUAAAAACCGAACACAGAAUCAAACGCCUGGCUCAACUGCACGUAAAAUCCAACCAAAGUCGUCUGCAACAGAACCAAUAAAAGUCCCAUGCUUUGAUCUAACAAACACGAAGGCAAGGAAACCCAAAUCACAGACAGACCUGCAUUCAAGUCCAUAUUUUUCUAAAGAGACAGUUGUGAAGGAACCAGUCCACUGUGUGGAGAGGACCCCUGCAGAGAAUAUGAGACGUCUGUGUAAAGUAGAAGGCUGCUUCCUUCAAGAUCUUUCCUGUUCAACGUCUGUAUAUGUGAAGAGUUUCAAGCAGAAAAAACAUGAGUUGACAAUACAAUUGUACAGGCUUUACAACCAAACGAUAUUUGAACUGAAGCUUCCAGAAAACUUGGAAAUAACUUGGAAUAAAAAGAUGAGAAAGACGGCUGGUUACUGUGUUACUGGUCAGAAGCGGCAGACAUUGGAACGAUAUGCCAGGAUAGAGUUAUCUGAGAAAGUUUGUGACUCUGCAGAUCGACUUAGAGAUACGUUAAUCCAUGAAAUUUGUCAUGCUGCCACUUGGCUCAUUAAUGGCGUAAGAGAUGGGCACGGGCAGUACUGGAAAUUUUAUUCUCGAAAGGCCACACUUAUACACCCUGAGUUACCAAUGGUGAGCCGAUGUCACUCAUAUGAAAUAAAUUACAAGUUUACCUACGAAUGCUCGCGUUGCAAGAACACAAUUGGACGUCACUCAAAGUCUCUAGACACAGAGAAGUUUGUCUGUGCUUUAUGUAAAGGAAAACUUGUUUUACAGACCACACAAAAAGAUGGAAGUCCCUCUGUUAAUCAACUUACUCCAUUUGCUAAAUUUGUUAAAGAGAAUUAUGGGUCUGCAAAGAGAGAAAUGUCUGGAAUGAGUCAUGCAGAAGUAAUGCGAAAACUUAGUGCUGAUUUUUCCUCAAAGGCAAAAAUUUCUACUUAAAUUUAUGAUGAAUGUGAACCUAUUUAAAUGAAGUUAUGUCAACACUUGUCACUCUGGUUUAGUUAAUUUAAUAGGAUAAAGUGUGUAAAAUUUUUAAGUUUAAUGUACAUAUCAAGAAAACUGAGUCUGUGUAGUACUCUAGCUUUACUGUUUGUCCUUCAUUUUUGUUUGUCUUUUUUAUUAUAUUUAAUAAAAGAAAACUUUUGAUAAUUGUAUGUAUGGUUUAGAUAAAGAUAUCUUUUAUCCUGUUUUAUACCCCUAUUUUAACACUCAAACAUUCAGUCCCUGACCCCCUUCUCCCCCAAUCUUAUAUUAACUUAGUUUACUAUCAACUGGUGUUCCAGGUAAAACUCCCAUGGAAGACAAGGGGGAACUCCCUCUGUCUGGUGAUAAAAGGUAUAGUCUCUAAGUGAUAGUUUUCCUAUGGGGAGUUGCUCCUUCUCUGGACAGUUCCUAAAAUGGACAGAGGGGUCAGCAGAGAGCACUGUGGUCAGGCAGAAAGGAAAUUCAAAAAGAAAUAGAACUUCCUGUAGAUCAUACAGCAGCUGAUAAUGCCUGCUGGGGGUCUGUGAUCUUUCGAUGGGAGAUAGCUCCGCCCUCGAAAUCUGCUACUGCUCCUUAUCACUUCCAUGCUAUUAAAGACCUGUGUCUUCAAUCAGAGGCAGUCUCUGUUUCCUCAGAUGCUCACGGUAACCAUUUAU